AUGGAUAGGCCAAUACCUGCAUUCUAUGCUUGCUAUCUACUACGUUCUACAGUCCGCCACCAGAACCUCUAUGUUGGAAGCACACCACACCCUGUCCGACGUUUGAAGCAACACAAUGGAAUUGCCAAAGGAGGCGCCGUGAGAACAUCGAAAAAUACGCUGCGGCCGUGGGAGAUGACUUGUCUUGUCACUGGCUUUCCCUCGAAGAUUGCUGCAUUGCAAUUUGAAUGGGCAUGGCAAAACACACAUCAGACACGACAUAUUGCUCCAGAUGAGCGCAUCACCCAGGCCAACACGAAGCAAAGAUUCUCACCUAGAAGUGGCAAGGUACGCAAGCGUGCAGGACGUCCUCGUAUGUCAAUGCACGACAAGCUCGCCAACCUUCAUAUCCUGUUACGAGCAAAGAGUUUCGAACGUUGGCCGUUACAGGUCAAGUUCUUCGCCGAAGAUGUGUACAAGAUGUGGCACAGAUGGACGGUUGAUAUGCCUGAAGUCAUCCGUCAAGGCAUUGAAGUUGAGAUGGAUGAGUCAGUUCUACAAAAGCCAGCUCCGGAAGAGGCCUCUUUGAACCCUAUUGGCAUUCAUAAGAUUGAUCCUACCUACCAACACAUGAAGACGGCACUAGAAAAGAGCCGAAAACUGUUACUAGCUCCGAGCACCAGCUGUGUCAUAUGUUGCUCUGCACUCGCCUCUACAAAGGAAAUGGCGCUUGUUUGUUUCAAUCUGGCAUGCAACUCCAUCUUCCACACUGGGUGUUUAUCGACGCAUUUCCUCAACGGCGAGUAUGGCGCCCAAGACGCGAUCGUCCCAACACACGGACAUUGCCCGUCUUGCAAAUCAAGCCUGAACUGGACCGAUUUGGCGAAAGACUUGAGUUUGCGUCUCCGGGGCGAGAAAGAAAUCACGGCUCUAUUCAAGGAGCCAAAACGCCGUAAGAAGAGUGCAAAGAGUGCUGCCGUUUUGGACGAAGAAGCGGAGGAGCCAGAUGUUCUAGUAGACGAAAGUGAUGUCGAGGUAGACUUUGAGGACGUCUUGCUCCAGUCGGAUUACGAGGACAUUGAUCAGAUACAAGCUACCCCAUCGGGUGGCGAUGUGUGGAAGCUGGUCGACGGAUUGGAUGGACAGAACACACCCCUGGCCAUGACUUCAACAAGUUCUUCGGCCGCCAAAGUGCGCAAAGCAGUCAUUGAAGACAGUGACUGGGACGAAGCCGAGGUCAUCGACUGA
This is a messenger RNA of Aureobasidium uvarum, 1227 nucleotides long. NCBI's taxonomy places the organism in Eukaryota, Fungi, Ascomycota, Dothideomycetes, Dothideales, Saccotheciaceae. The record is from the annotation of a GenBank genome assembly.